Hemibagrus wyckioides is the source of this 1663-nucleotide messenger RNA. It is a transcript of the gene iba57, whose product is annotated as iron-sulfur cluster assembly factor IBA57. Lineage: Eukaryota; Metazoa; Chordata; Actinopteri; Siluriformes; Bagridae. Gene Ontology annotation, cellular component: mitochondrial matrix. The coding region runs from base 143 to 1153 and encodes 336 amino acids. The transcript is spliced from 3 exons. The record is from RefSeq and is a predicted model, not a curated record. Gene Ontology annotation, molecular function: protein binding.
CGCAGUGUAAGCGCUGAGCUACACAGUGUGUGUGUUUGCGUGUGCGUGUGUCUCGCACGGAAUCAUGGGGAACAAAAUGAAAGCGGCCGCUUGGUGAUAACAGGGAUGUGUUUAUGUGUUCGUCACGGCGGUGUUUAUAAACAUGGCGACUUUACUGUGCGGCGCUCUCAGAGUGUCCGGCUGCGCGCGCGCAUACCGCGCUGUGGUCAGGAGCUUUAGUACACGGGAGACGGGGUGGACAUGUCACACACUCACACACAGAGCUCUGAUCCAGAUCCACGGUCAGGACACACACUCCUACCUGCAGGGACUCAUCACUAAUGACAUCAGAGCGCUGGAGGAGAGUGGACACACUGCCCAGUACUCACACCUGCUCAGCGUGCAGGGCAGAACCCUGUAUGACGUCAUCAUCUACAGUCUGAAGGACAGCAGUGACAGGCUGAGCAGUGUCCUCCUCGAGUGUGAUAGCUCCAUCUUAAACUCCAUCACACGUCAUCUGAAGAUGUACAAGAUCCGGCGUAAGGUGUCGCUGGAGGCGUGUCCGGAUCUGUCGCUGUGGGCUUUACUGAGACUGAACACAGAGGGACCAGAACCGGAGCUGAGGAAGGGAGAUGGGGUGGUGGCAAUGGUCCAGGAUCCCAGAACUCCUCUGAUGGGCUGGAGGCUGAUCACCAGGAACCAGGAGAAACCUCCAGAAAUAAUCACUGCCUGUAACCAUGGCAACGCUGAUGAGUAUCAUCGCCAUCGCUACAAAAUUGGUGUGCCCGAGGGUGUGCAGGACCUCCCCCCAGGUGAAGCUCUACCUCUGGAGUCCAACCUUUUGUUCCUGAACGGGAUCAGCUUCUCUAAAGGCUGCUACCUCGGACAGGAGUUGACGGCUCGCACCCACCACACGGGCAUGGUCCGUAAACGCCUCAUGCCCCUCAGCCUCUCCGUACCUGUGGAGAACCUGCCAUUGGGGAGCGCCAUCGAGUCAGCACAGGGGAAAGCGGCGGGGAAACUCAGGUCAGGGGUCGGGAACCUCGGGCUGGGCCUCGUACGGCUCAGUCACGCCAAAGAGACGCUCACGGUGCCGUCCACUCAGGGGGAAAAGGUCACACUCACAGCAUCGCUGCCUGACUGGUGGCCCAAGGACCUGAAGGACAAACUAUAAACAUUUCACUACGAUGAAGGACGGGAACAGAUUCUAUUGUGCCAAAAUAAUAUUUUAUAUCUGUUUUCUUCUGAUAUACAUUUAAAAUGCUGGACUUGGGUUCAGACUCAGAUUUAGGAUCAGGUUUAUAACCAGACUGUUGGGAACGGACCAGACCUGGUUUUGGACUGGACACAUGUUUAGAACUUGACUUGGGCUUGGAUUUAGAACCUUACUCUGGUUUAUGACUCGUUCGGGGACUAGACUGGGUUUAGGACUGGUCUCCAGUUUAGAACCAGACCUGGGCUUCGGACUAGACUGGGAUUAGGACUUGUCUCAGGUUUGUGGCUAUAUCUAUAUUUGAAAGCACCACAUUAAAAAAAUUAAUAAAUUGGAUUGGAAGUGGACUUGAGUUUAGAACCAGAUUCUGAAUUUUAGCUCUGACUUCAGGUUUAGGACUGGACUCAGGGUUUAGAAGAUAUUAACACUUUCAUUAACACAUCCUCAAUCUCACACUACUGAUGAAUAAAG